Rhinichthys klamathensis goyatoka is the source of this 1624-nucleotide messenger RNA. RefSeq names its product farnesyltransferase, CAAX box, alpha (gene fnta). The coding region runs from base 64 to 1188 and encodes 374 amino acids. Gene Ontology annotation, molecular function: protein farnesyltransferase activity; CAAX-protein geranylgeranyltransferase activity. Gene Ontology annotation, cellular component: CAAX-protein geranylgeranyltransferase complex; protein farnesyltransferase complex; cytoplasm. The transcript has 9 exons. Gene Ontology annotation, biological process: protein farnesylation; protein geranylgeranylation. The record is from RefSeq and is a predicted model, not a curated record. NCBI's taxonomy places the organism in Eukaryota, Metazoa, Chordata, Actinopteri, Cypriniformes, Leuciscidae.
UCACGCUUCUGUCAUCUCCCCUCAGUCUGCACAGUUAGCAUUAGCAAGGUGCAGUUUUCUGCAAUGUCUUCUGUUGAAGAAAUGCCCAACUCCGUGGCGGAGAGUUUGGAGGAGGACGAAGUGGAAGAGGAGAACACUGUGGACGAGGCAGAGAUGGAGUACGAGGAGCCUGUUAAAGGAGGUUAUAUCUUCUACAGGGACAGAAAGGAGUGGGCCGAUCUGGAACCGGUUCCUCAGGAUGAUGGGCCAAACCCUGUGGUGAAGAUUGCUUAUUCAGAGAAAUUCACAGACGUGUUCGACAUGUUCAGAGCGCUCCUGAAGAACGACGAGAAAAGUGACCGAGCGUUUGCACUGACGGCUGAAGCCAUCGAGCUCAACGCCGCCAAUUACACAGUGUGGCACUACAGAAGAGUUUUACUGCAGGCUCUAGAUAAAGACCUGAGAGAAGAGAUGAGGUAUAUCACGGCCAUCAUAGAAGAUCAGCCCAAGAACUACCAGGUUUGGCAUCACAGGCGGAUGGUGGUGGAGUGGCUGAACGACACAUCGGAUGAGCUGCAGUUUGUAGCAGAAAUUCUCAGUCAAGAUGCGAAGAAUUACCACGCGUGGCAACACAGACAGUGGGUCAUCCAGGAGUAUAAGCUGUGGGAUGGAGAGCUGGAGUAUGUGGAGGAACUGUUAGAGGAGGACGUGAGGAAUAACUCGGCCUGGAAUCAGAGACACUUCGUCAUCAGUCACACCAGCGGAUACUCCGACCCUGCCAUCCUCGACAGAGAAGUGCAGUACACACUGAAACAAAUAAAGAAAGCUCCUCACAACGAGAGCGCUUGGAACUAUUUAAAAGGGAUCCUACAGGAUGGUGGUUUGUCCUCGUAUCCUGGACUUCUGGAGCAAGUGACCGAGCUUCAGGACUCGUGCAGUUCUCCAUAUCUCUCCGCCUUCCUGGUGGACCUCUACGAAGACACUCUGGAGACCAACAGCUCCAGCCACGACCAGCGAGAGACGCUCAACAAGGCCUUGGAGCUUUGUAAGUUCCUGGCCGAGGAGAAGGACACCAUUCGAAGGGAAUACUGGGAUUACGUGUCCCGAUCUCUCCAGAACACGUAUGGCUCGGGUGACUCCGCCCCCUCCUCUUUAGCCCCGCCUCCUCCCUCGUCCCAGCAUCUCGACGGUGAGCCCAUCGACCCCUGAGGAGAAACACACACCCGGACACAUGCUGAGAGGAGGAGGAAGAAACCCUGAGACAUGAUAGACUCUUUAUCUGUGUAUGAGUGUGUGUGUGUGUGUGUGUGUGUGUGUGUGUGUGUGUGCACAGCCAGGCUUUAACAGCAGUGCUUGCAAGUCAGAACGGCGUUAAACUCUAAGUAGCCAUAAGCUUAAACGCUCUCAGAGUGAGCUGUACACUCACCUUGCAGUGAAUGAAGUGAACACUGGGAGUUUGACAGCGAUUCAUACUCAUGUUUUAGACUAGCAUUUAUCUUUUCAGAGGUCUAUCAAAGCAAAUACCUUACUGACAUGCUUCAGGUGUGGUCAGAGCUUCUCUUGCCAAAGCAUCUUCUGGUCUGUGUUACCAAACUCUGCUCGGACUGACUGUACAUGCAUUUUUUAUGUUCAGAAAUAAUAAUGA